Molecule: messenger RNA, 1695 nt
Organism: Drosophila hydei
Lineage: Eukaryota; Metazoa; Arthropoda; Insecta; Diptera; Drosophilidae
Product: group XV phospholipase A2
Exons: 4
Coding region: 251-1522 (423 amino acids)
Biological process (GO): lipid metabolic process
Source: RefSeq, a predicted model, not a curated record
UUUGACUGACAUCUUAUAUGUACAUACAUACUCAUAUAUAUUUCCAUAUAUAUGUAUAUAUGUUUGCUUGUGGUUAUAUGCAAACUGAUCAAUUGAAACGCUGAUUCACUUGUUUGCGACAGUUAAUUAAAUAACAAUAAUACCUUUAUCUGACCAACCAGUGAGUGUAACGAUUUAAAGCAGAGGCUUGGCAAUUAUAGCGGAUCACUCAUACCGUUAUUGAAAAACACAGAAGCGUACGCACAUCAUCAUGAGACUUUGUUGGAAUAGUACAAUAUUCGCAGUGCUGCUCUUUAUAGCAUUGUUUAAUGUUGGCAAUUGUUUUUGGCCUUUUGGUAAAAAAGACAAAGCUCCACCAAAACCAGAGCCGCCAAAGGAGCCAAGAUUGAGUCCUGUUAUAUUUGUGCCCGGCGAUGGCGGCUCUCAAGUCGAGGCACGCUUGACCAAGUCGAAUUCUCCUUUCAUUAUAUGCGAGAAGACACAUGACUGGUAUAAUCUUUGGUUGGACCUGGAGCAGUUAGUCAUACCGAUGGUUUACUGUUGGGUUGAUAAUGUGAAGCUCUACUAUGAUAAGGUAACAAGAACAACGCACAAUACGCCAGGUGUAGAGACACGUAUACCCGGCUGGGGUGAUCCGGACGUAGUAGAAUGGAUAGAUCCCACGAGAAACAAGGCUGGUGCUUAUUUUAAGGAUAUCGCCAAUGUGUUAGCAGAUCUGGGCUAUGUACGCCGUCAAAAUAUACAUGGUGCUCCCUACGACUUUCGACGAGCGCCAAAUGAGAAUAAGCAAUUCUUCAUUGAUCUCAAGCAGCUGGUGGAGGACAGCUAUGAGGCUAAUAAUCAAACAGCCGUCACUUUUAUAUCGCACAGCAUGGGAAGCCCCAUGACCCUUGUCUUUUUACAGGAGCAGACAGUCGAAUGGAAGGCUCAAUAUGUUCGUCGUCAUAUUAGUUUGGCCGGCGCCUGGGCCGGCAGUGUAAAGGCAGUCAAGGUGUUUGCUAUGGGCGAUGACCUGGACUCGUUCGCUUUGAGUGCCAAAAUUCUGCGUGAAGAACAGAUCUCGCAUCCUUCUACCGCUUGGUUGCUGCCAUCGCCGCUCUUUUGGAAACCAUCUGAAGUGCUGGCUUCAACACCAUCGCGUAAUUACACCAUGGCUCAGCUGGAGGAGUUCUUCAAUGAUCUUGAUUACAGGACGGGUUGGGAAAUGCGGAAAGAUACAAUGCGCUAUACACAAAACUUUAGUCCUCCAGAUGUUGAGUUGCAUUGCUUAUAUGGCGAUGGAGUUAGCACAGUAGAGAGCUUGCAAUACAAAAAGGACACCAUAAACGGGGAAACGCCCAAGCUUAAAAUGGGAUAUGGCGACGGUACAGUAAAUCAACGUUCGCUACGUGCCUGCCAGAGUUGGGAGGGCCUCACAUCCUCUCAUAUAUCUACACUUGCUCUACAGGGUGUCGAUCACAUGGGCAUUCUGGUCCAUCCAGAUGUCCUUCAAUAUGUGCGCACUGUUAUGCUACAGCCAUAAACUACUUCAAAUAUACAAAUCUGAUACACAAUAUUUUAAAUUUGGAGUCUCCAAAAGUGAUCAAGUGUUUGCAUAAAUCGGACAGCUAAAUGUUAAUUAAUAGUUCAAUAAUUGAAGCUCUAAAAAUGUUUGCUUAAAUAUGAUAUGUUCAUUUAAUAAAAUGUUUAAGUAGC